AUGGCAAGAGUCUUAGAGAAGACCAAGUUAGAAGUUAAUAGCCAGAAGAGCCAGCCGGUGAGAGUGGGAGGACUAGUAGUGUCCAGAGGUGGUUCCAGUUCUAGGAGGACUCCCUACUCUAGGCCUCCUUCUCAUGGGUCUAUGGGUUCCUUCUCUCAGUCUUCAGUGCCCUCAAGGCAGUCCACUCAUUCUGGGGGAGGUGUAAUAUUUGUCGUGGUGAGGGACAUUAUGGCAAGGACUGUCCUACUGUCAGAAGAACAGGCUUCAAGAAGGGUGUACGCAUUAUUUGGGUCAGAGGCAGCUAGCUCAGGUACUCUUAUUGUUGGAAGUUGUUUGCUGAAUGGUAAAGAAUGUUGCGUGUUAUUUGAUUUUGGAGCGACACACUCCUUUGUGUUUGAAGAUUGUUUUGCUGAUUUGGGUUUGGUUGUGAGAGAGUUACAAUAUGAUUUGGCUGUAGCUACUCCCACUUCAGGGUUGGUUAAGACAUCUACAUUGUGUUCUAGAUGUUCAGUGGUAGUAGAAGAGCGUCAAUUCAAGGUAAACCUCAUCUGUUUACCUUUGCAAGGUUUAGAUGUGAUCUUGGGGAUGGAUUGGUUAUCUGCCAAUCGUAUUCUCAUAGACUGCGGUGAGAAGAAGUUAGUAUUUUCUGAAGAAGAAGAGACAGUGUUGUUGUCUUCGGGGCAGCUGAAACAAGAAUUGGUUGAAGGAGCUUGUUGCUUUCUUGUGUUGUUGCAUAUGGCAAUUGAACAGAGUGGGCAUGGUUUAGAUCACUCAAUAGUGAGUGAUUUCUUGGAUGUGUUUCCUGAGGAAGUGUCGGGGUUGCCUCCUCAGAGGGAAGUCGAGUUCCUUAUUGAUCUGGUGCCUAAAGCAGGACCAUUAUCAAUAUCGCCUUAUAGAAUGACUCUAGCUGAGUUAGUUGAGCUGAAGAAGCAAAUUGAAGAUUUUCUUGAGAAAUAG
Messenger RNA from Vigna angularis (adzuki bean), 957 nucleotides. RefSeq lists its product as uncharacterized. The coding region runs from base 1 to 957 and encodes 318 amino acids. The transcript is spliced from 3 exons. NCBI's taxonomy places the organism in Eukaryota, Viridiplantae, Streptophyta, Magnoliopsida, Fabales, Fabaceae. The record is from RefSeq and is a predicted model, not a curated record.